UUAGUUGUAAUCAGACUUGUCCUUUGUUGAUCAUGAGAAGGGGCCUCAGCCACGACGUCGACUCCUGCUCCUCCUCCGCCGCCCUUCUCCUUCUCCUCCUUCUCCUUCUCGCCACUCUCUUCUCGAUCUCCGGCGGAGCUGACACCUUAACCCCAGAUCUACCUCUUCUUGUCGAUGGAAGCACCACCUUGACCUCCGCCGGUGGCACUUUCCAGCUGGGAUUCUUCAACCCCAGCGGAUCCACCAACCGCUACGUCGGCAUAUGGUACAACAGGAUCUCCCCCCAAACCGUCGUGUGGAUCGCCAAUCGCCGAAGCCCCAUAACCACCCGCUUCGGCAACCUCUCUUUGACCACCACCGGGGCGCUCGUCCUCACCGACGGCAACUCCAGUAUCCUCUGGACUUCCGGCGCGCCGGAUUCAUCCCUAUCGAAUCCCGUCGCGCAACUCUUUGAUGACGGAAACUUCGCCGUCCAUGAAUCCGGCAGCGGUGGUUCUGACGGUUUCGCGUGGCAGAGCUUCGACUUCCCGACGGACACGCAGCUUCCGGGCAUGAUAUUGGGGCGAAGGAGGCUCAGAAACGGGACCGACCUUGACAUCAACAUCACGGCCUCGACGAGCGAUAGCGAUCCCACUCCGGGCCCAUUCGUCUACGGCCUCGAUUUGCGGGGAGACCCGCAGCUGUUCAUUUGGUCCGGGACGGAGCAGUACUGGCGCGCGGGGCCGUGGAAUGGCCGGUGGUUCAGCGGUGUCCCGGAGAUGGUGGACACAGCCAACGGACUCCUGAGGUUCGAUGUUGGACCCAAUCAGACGACCUACUUUCGCAGCGAUCAGUCUUCUGCUCUGUUGAGAUUUGUCAUGCAUUCUUCCGGCACUGUAGAGCUCAAUGUGUGGUUAGAAAGUCGGCAAUCUUGGAAUAGGAUUUGGUAUGCACCCAAGGAUCUAUGCGAUUCUUUGUCGUCCUGCGGCCCCAAUGGCUAUUGCCGCCAAAUCAUCACGCCACAAUGUGUGUGCUUGCAGGGGUUUCACCCGCGUAGUCCCACAAACUGGCGACUCCGAGAUGGGACGGGUGGUUGCCUGAGAACUACGCCGUUGGAUUGCCGUAAUGGAACCGACGGGUUCGUCAUCCUAAGAAACAUAAAACUACCAGAUACCUCGAGGUCGAUGGUGAGCGCAAGCUUGAGCCUUGACCAGUGCAGGUCUUUGUGCUUGAAUAACUGCAAUUGCACAGCUUAUGCUGCCUCAAACAUCAGCGACGGUAGCAACGGUUGCAUAACGUGGACAACCAGUCUCACCGAUAUCACAGUGUAUCAAAGUAGCGUAGGACAAGAUCUUUAUGUCAGGCUCGCGGCAGCUGAUUUAGACUCUGAUACUUCAUCUGAUCGUCGUCAGAAUCAUUUCGUUGUUAUUAUUGUUACUCUUGUUGUGUCAAUUGUUGUCCUCUCCUGUCUUGCUUUCUGUCUUUGGAGGAGGAUGAAGAAGAGAGGUGCUGAUAUUAUUGAAGCAACAGAAGAAAAUGACUUAGACCUUCCAUUAUUUGAUUUGGGCACAAUUAGAAACGCAACAUUCAAUUUCUCAUCACAGAACAAGCUCGGCGAGGGAGGUUUUGGCCCAGUAUACAGGGGUAAGAUAGGGGAAGAUCAAGAAAUAGCCGUGAAGAGGUUGUCUAAGACAUCAACUCAAGGUUUGAAUGAGUUCAAAAAUGAGGUGACAUUGAUUGCAAAACUGCAGCACAGAAACCUUGUUCGACUUCUUGGUUGUUGCGUUCAAGAAGAGGAGAGGAUAUUAGUCUAUGAAUACAUGCCUAAUGGAAGCUUAGAUAUCCUCUUAUUUGAUGAAGUUAAAGGCACUAUCUUGGAUUGGCGAACACGAUACAAUAUAAUAGUUGGAAUUGCUCGAGGACUUCUUUAUCUGCAUCAUGAUUCUAGAUUUAGAAUCAUCCAUAGGGAUCUUAAAGCUAGUAAUAUUCUUCUUGACAAGGAUAUGGAUCCCAAAAUAUCUGAUUUUGGCAUGGCUAGGAUAUUUGGAGGGGAUGAAUCAGAAGCAAAUACCAGAAGAGUCGUUGGAACAUAUGGAUAUAUGUCACCUGAGUAUAUCAUGGAUGGAAUCUUUUCAAUAAAAUCAGAUGUGUUUAGUUUUGGUGUGUUGGUACUCGAGAUUAUAAGUGGCAAAAAAAAUAGAGGAGUUUAUCAUGGGUCACACAAUUCAAAUCUUCUAGGACAUAUAUGGAACUUGUGGAAGGAAAGCCAAUGCAUGGAUUUUGUGGACAAAAACAUUGGGCAUUCUUUUUCAGAGAUUGAGGUCUUGAGGUGUAUAAAAAUUGGACUUUUGUGUGUUCAAGACCGGGCGGAAGACCGACCAACAAUGCCUUUAGUGUUGACAAUGUUGAGUAGCACCGGAGAUAUUGCUCUCUUACCGGAGCCUAAGCAACCGGGUUUCUUUUCUAAGCGAGACUUGAUGUCGGAAAUUUAUUUGUCAUCAUCAAUGAGCAAUCAUCAAGACUCAUCUGCCAGCAACCAAAUAACAAUCACGAAUAUAGAAGGUAGAUAGGAGUCGGUCAUUUCUAAAUGUACUAGAAUGGAUAAUAAAAUAUAAUGUAUAAAUAAUAUAGGCAUUUUUGUAGUGGCAGUUCUAUGAUGUAAAUUUUUUGGUAUAAAUAGCAGUAAUUUUGUUUGGUAUAAA
Messenger RNA from Zingiber officinale, 2681 nucleotides. RefSeq names its product receptor-like serine/threonine-protein kinase SD1-8. The record is from RefSeq and is a predicted model, not a curated record. Gene Ontology annotation, biological process: recognition of pollen; protein phosphorylation. The transcript is spliced from 7 exons. NCBI's taxonomy places the organism in Eukaryota, Viridiplantae, Streptophyta, Magnoliopsida, Zingiberales, Zingiberaceae. Gene Ontology annotation, molecular function: ATP binding; protein serine/threonine kinase activity. Bases 33 to 2549 code for a protein of 838 amino acids.